AUGCGCUGUGGGGCACCCCACGACCAGGAGCUGGUGGGUCCGGGGGCUCCUGGGCGGAGGUCCCGGGGCACCCCUCCUCCCUCGGGACCUGUUGUCCCAGUCCUCGUCUUUCCCCCGGAGCUAGUAUUCAGGGCAGACCAACGGAGUGGACCUCGGCAUCUGCUGACCCUCUGUAACCCCACGGGAGCAGCGCUUCGCUUCCGAGUCCUGUGCACAGCACCUGCCAAAUACACAGUGUUUGAUGCGGAAGGAAGCGUGAAGCCUCAGUCCUGCACUGACAUUGUGGUUCGCCACGUGGCCCCCAAUCCCAGCCACUGUGACAUCCAGGAUCGCUUUCGCAUUGAACUGUCUGAGGAGGGAACAGAUGGCCGAGUGGUGGGGCGCAAGGACAUCACCUCGAUUCUGAGGGCCCUAGCGUACCCCCUUGAGCUUCAGGGACAGCCUGACCCAACACUCCACCCAGAUCUUCCUUCCCGGACAGCACCACCCAUGACCCAGCAUUUCCUGGAGAACCCCCACCCGCAACUGGCCACCAGCUCCUUCCUCCUCUUCUUACUGAUGGCCACAUUCUCUGCGGCCUUCCUGCUGCUCCUGCUCCAGGAUGAAAUUGGCAGCCAGCUGCCCCAAAUCCUUCUCGUCUCCCUGGGACAAAAAUUGGUGGCAGCCUACAUCUUGGGCCUCCUGCCCAUGGUGUUCCUCCGGACCUGAGCUCUCUGCUCAACCUCCACGCCCCGUCUCCACACAGGGACGUGAGACAGCCACUGUGAUGCUCAUAGCCUUGCCUCAACUUUUCCUUCUGCCCACCCAUCCCCUACCA
Molecule: messenger RNA, 817 nt
Organism: Hippopotamus amphibius kiboko
Lineage: Eukaryota; Metazoa; Chordata; Mammalia; Artiodactyla; Hippopotamidae
Product: motile sperm domain-containing protein 3-like
Exons: 1
Coding region: 1-708 (235 amino acids)
Cellular component (GO): cytoplasm
Source: RefSeq, a predicted model, not a curated record